This is a messenger RNA of Anopheles darlingi, 3196 nucleotides long. RefSeq names its product WD repeat-containing protein 6. The coding region runs from base 58 to 3141 and encodes 1027 amino acids. NCBI's taxonomy places the organism in Eukaryota, Metazoa, Arthropoda, Insecta, Diptera, Culicidae. Gene Ontology annotation, molecular function: protein binding. The record is from RefSeq and is a predicted model, not a curated record. Gene Ontology annotation, biological process: tRNA methylation. Gene Ontology annotation, cellular component: cytoplasm. The transcript is spliced from 3 exons.
CCGGCACUUCAGUUUCCGGGAUUUACGCUCCGGAAUACAAAAUAAUCCUGGCGCACCAUGCGUGUUUUAACUGAUUCGAUUUGCGUUCGAGUGUUGUGCCGGGAAAAUGUGCUCGUGGCGAUCGGAAACAGAUUGGCAUUCCUGUAUCUUGAUGCGAACGGGGACACUCAGCAAACGUUCGCCGCUGUACCGCGUUUGUUGGAUAAAAUCCACGGAAUUGUUGCCUGCCUUGUCACAGACUCAACGUACCAGAUUGUGUUCCACGCCGGUCCUGAGCUGUACAGCACGAUAGUUGAUUGUAGUACUCAUUCGUUCAGCGAGUGCACCCGGAUCGAGGUGCGUGAAGAUGUACAGCCACUUCCCGUCCCUCACAUUCGAAGGCGCGUUUCGGAUUGGAUCAGCAGCGUUUCGCUGCUUUCACCUACCCAACUUUGUCUGCUGACCAGUCAUGGGGUAGCGGUGUUGUUACACCGGUCUGCCGAAAAUCCGACGGAGUGGAGCAUGAUUGAUAAAUGCGCCUGUGACGACGGUUCCACACUCUACUGCUCCACGCUAAGCGGCCAGCAGUGGGAACGAUUGGUGUGUUUCACCGGUACAGCACUAGGAUUGCUGCUUAUCUGGCGCGUUGCUGGUGACAAUCGGGGUAGAGUGUUGGAACGGAUAUCGGCCCAUAACGGAGUCAUCUUCUCGAUCGCUUGUGAUUUUGGGUCCGGCCUACUGACGACCACCUCCGAUGAUCGAUCGGUAAAAUUUUGGAAAAUAAGGCAGUGCGAUGCCAAAGACGACACUACUGUUGUGGAACUACACGAGGAACGUUACUGCUUUGCGCACACCGCGAGGGUGUUCCAGUGUCGCAUUAUCAAGAAUGCCUUCAGAUGCCUCGUCGCAACGAUAGGAGAAGACUCGCACCUAUGCCUGUGGAAUAGAGAGGGUGAUUUGCUGUUGAAGAAACAACUGGAUGAAGGAGCAACGCUUUGGGGCAUGGAUUACGACCCGGAAACGACGACAAUCUUCGUCACAGCUAGCAAUGGUAAUUUACACAAGUACAGCAUCAAAUCCUGGAUGGAGGACAGCCAACGUGGUUCCGAUAUACAACACAUGAACGAUAUUAGCCCGACUUUGGCGGUUGGAGAGCACCUGGCGAAGAUUCGUUUUAUCCCACGAAACGGGACCCUUGUUGCGGUGACAAACAAGCAUUCAGUCGUAACCCUGAACAGCGAUGGAACCGUUAUACAGUCAAUUGCCAAGAUAGAUGCAUUCAAGUGUAGCAUUCUAGAUGUUGGAGGAUCAUUUUUAUACCUUGCAGGAGGCUGUAACGUUCAACUAUACAAAGUGACGAACGAGGGGCUCUCUGAACUUAUCACUUUAAAAUCGAUUUUCUUCGACGACAAGAUGCUACUUGAAGAACACGAAGAACCACUUCGUGAUGGAACAAUACGAUCCCUGAGCUACUGUAAGUUGUCGCGGAAUGUUGCCAUUUGUGACGGAUACGGACGCUGCCUAAUCUACGACGAAACACUAACGAAUGUUUUAUCAAAGCAUCGCAUUCCCAAGUCACCCGAAAGAUGGAUAACUUCGUUUGCAGUACCGCGUGCAGGUUACCUUCUAUUAGCCGAUCGAUCCGGUCAUUUCUAUCUGUAUGACGUUGAGCAUGUGAAGCCUCUCUGUAGGUUAUCGAAUGUCCAUGGAAAACUCGGCAUUACCUCGAUUACGAUAGAAGCAGAAGAUGCUGAAUGUGGAAGCUAUCGUCUCACUACGACCGGUCAUGACGGACGCAUCUGUGAGUUGUAUCUCAGCACGAAAGACCCGAAACUGGAAUUGCUAACUUACAGCAAAACUCGUAUCAGUUGGAUCGACCGCACGAUUCCAUGCGACUCCUGGCGGUUCUACCUUGGCUUUAAUGAUUCACAUUUCCUCAUGACGGACGAGCGUAAUGAAAUCUGCUGCCAAUUUGAUUGCGGUGGUGGACAUCGUUGUUGGGAUUUCUUUUACAAUCAACACUCGAAUGAGUUUACGUUCGUUUUCAUACAGCAUAAGAAGCUCAAACGUGUGCAGAUUACGUUAGCCUGCAGCGUCGGUAGUGCGCUCAGUUUACCGCGCCACAAGUGGCACACUCGGGCAUGCAAUGUGUUGCGUGUGAUAUCUCGGAGCGACGGGAAUUACUUGCUUGUUUCCGGCGGAGAAGAUAAUAUUCUACGGAUAAAUCUUUGGGCCAAUGGGGAACUACUUGCAGAACCUCGGAAACACAUUUUUAGCCAUAUAUCAGGCAUCAAAACAAUUAUUACGAGCGCACUGAAGGAAGAUCCGGAACGAUUGCUAGUCAUAUCAGCAGGUGGAAGGGCACAGAUAUGCCUAACCACCGUUAGAAUGCUGACUUUGGGUCCCAAACAGGAGUACGAGUACAUGCUGUUGGCCUCGGAUGCGGAACGGUGCCGAUGGAAAACGAAUCGCCAGUCAAGCUACGAUCCGGAAACCAAGUUCAUGUGCGCUGCUCGCGUGUGUGAAGACAGGAUCGUUUUCGGUUGUUCCGAUGGAUUCAUUCGUAUCUACAAGAUUUCGCACACCGAUGGCCAAUGGUUGGUAGAGCUGGAAACGGAAUCUUUUUACGGACGCUGCGUACUACAGACGGUACCGAUUGACGGGUGUACGAUGGAGGGACUGUUCGUAACCAUGGCUACCGACGGGUACCUGUGCUUCUGGGAUAUCACCACACCGAACGAGCCGAUUUACCGGCAUCGUCAUCACAGUAGCGGUAUGAAUUCGGUUGAUGUACGAAUUGACGGAAAAGGCAACAUCCUGUUGGCCACAGGCGGGGAUGAUCAAUCGAUAAGUGUUUCGCAGUUCGAAGUAACGACGCUCGAUGGUAGGAGAGAGGUGAAGCAUGUAGUGGGACUAUGCGAAAAGUAUCUGCAUACGGCGCAAGUAACGGGAAUCAAACUAUUGAGCGAUGAUCGACUGAUCAGUGCCGGCGUUGAUCAACGAAUAUACAUUAGCAGCUUUACCGGGUUUUCCUCGCUGGCGGUGACCGGCACCACGAGCACGUGCGUGGCGGAUGUAAAGGGAAUAUCGUUCAUCUCCGAGCGCAAUGAACUCAUCGUAUACGGUUGUGGCAUAGAAAUAGUCAAUCUUUCAAACUUAUAAUCUAGUCCUAGAUAAGGUCUAGUCCUUCUCAGCGAAGAAAAGUUAACUAAUAAAA